UAGGGAUUUGCUUUCUAAGAUUUUCAUUUCUGGAUCCGAGAUAGAGACCCUGAGGUUUUGCAGUGUCGAGUUUCGGGAAAAAGAAGCAAACUCGCAAUGGCGGCGUUUAUCAAGCUAGAAGAUUCUCCUAUGUUUCAAGAACAGAUAUGUUCUCUAGAAUCCAUGGCUGAUGAGUUGAAAAAUCGCUGUCAAAUGCUGACCGAAGGAAGUAAAAAGUAUAGAACAGCUCUUGUAGAAGCAUAUAAUGCAGACAAUAGCUUUGCUGAUUCUUUAGAAGCAUUUGGUUGCGGACAUGAUGAUCCUAUGAGUGCUUCCAUAGGAGGGCCAAUCACGUCCAAGUUCAUCAAUGUCUUUCGUGAGCUUGCUAGCUAUAAGGAGUUGCUUUGUUCACAAGUGGAGCAUGUCUUAAUUGAUCGGCUAAUGCACUUUACAACUGUUGACUUGCAAGAUGCAAAGGAGUCUCGUCAACGAUUUGACAAAGCUAUCACUGGAUGUGCUCAGGCACGUGAGAAGUUUGUCUCUUUGAAGAAAAACACACCAGAAGAUGUUGUUGCUGUGCUAGAAGAGGAUCUAGAGAAUUCAAAAUCUGCUUUCGAGAGAAACCGCUUCAAUUUAGUAAAUUCUCUAAUGAAUAUUGAAGCAAAAAAGAAGUACGAGUUUCUAGAAUCUAUAAGUGCAAUUAUGGACGGCCACCUUAGAUAUUUUAAGCUGGGGUAUGACUUAUUGAGCCAGUUGGAACCAUUUAUUCACCAGGUAUUGACAUAUGCCCAGCAAGCAAAGGAAUUAGCAAAUGCUGAGAAGGAUAUGCUUGAAAAACGUAUUCAAGGAUUCAGGACCCAAGCUGAGAUAGAUGCUUUGCGAUCUUCUAGUAACAUAGAGCCGUCAACAAGUUCUGGUAGCAUUCAUGUUAUUGGCAUGAACACAGACAAAAACAUAGAGGCAAUCAUGCAGUCCUUCAUAGAUGGGGAGACCCAUAUAAUCAAACAAGGAUAUUUGUUAAAACGCCCUUCUAGUUUGAGGGGAGAUUGGAAGAGGAGGUUCUUUGUACUUGAUAGUCAAGGAACUUUAUACUAUUAUAGGAGUAAGGGUACCAAACCAAUGGGUUCUCUCCAUCAGUAUGCUGGUUCGGCUGAACACAAUAGUGGUGUAUUUUCAAGAUUUCGUGCAAAUCAUAAUAGGUCAUCAUCGUUUAAUGAAGAUACUUUGGGCUACCAUCCGAUUGAUCUUCAUAUUUCAACCAUAAAGAUGGACACAGAAGAUACAGAUUUACGGCUUUGCUUCAGGAUCAUAUCUCCACUGAAAACAUACACAUUGCAGGCUGAAAAUGGGGCAGAUAGAAUGGACUGGGUUAAUAAAAUAACUGCAGUUAUUACAUCUCUCUUCAACUAUCGUAUCAGGCAGCAGCUUGUGGAGAAUAAAGAUUUUACACGCAGAGCUUCUUCUAAUGCUAGGUCACCUAAGAGCCUUCCUCCUUUAGGGAAUGACCGAAUUGGCAACAGAGCAGAUCCUGUCUCUGCAGUCCUCAGAGAAAUUUCUGGAAAUGAUGUUUGUGCAGAGUGCAAUGCUCCUGAGCCAGAUUGGGCGUCUCUUAAUCUUGGCAUAUUAUUAUGCAUUGAAUGUUCAGGUGUACACCGUAAUCUUGGUGUACACAUUUCAAAGGUGAGAUCUCUGACAUUAGAUGUUAAAGUGUGGGAAUCUUCGACCGUGGAUUUAUUUCGUUCUCUGGGUAAUGCUUACUGUAACUCUGUAUGGGAAGGUUCACUUUUUCAGAAUGAGAGAGUGGAUGAAUCAAAUGCCCUUGGCACAUCAAUAACAAAACCAUGCGCCAAAGAUCCGAUUUCCCAUAGAGAGAAGUACAUCAAUGCUAAGUAUGUAGAGAAAUUGCUGAUUGUUAGAGAUGCAAUGCAACCUGGAGAUCUUCCAAACUCUGCAAACAUUUGGCAAGCAGUUGAGACUAAUAAUUUGCGAGAAGUGUAUCGUCUAAUUGCAAUGUCAGACACCAAUAUCGUAAAUAUCACCUUUGAUGAUAUUUUCACUGUUGAGUUGUAUCACCAUGUUGAUGCACAAGACUCACCACUUGAUAGCAAGAAAGAAGAUCCAUCAACCUGUCCGAGAAUCAAGGAUUGUUUACAAGGUUGUUCACUUUUGCAUCUAGCAUGCCAAUAUGGGAAUCCUGUGAUGGUGGAGCUGUUGCUGCAAUUUGGUGCUGAUAUAAAUAUGCGGGACUUCCAUGGCAGGACUCCUUUGCUUCAUUGCAUUUCGAAAGGGAAAAACCAAUUGGCAAAGCUUUUACUAAGAAGAGGUGCACGAUCAACGAUCAAAGAUGGUGGUGGAUUAAGUGCUCUGGAAAGGGCUAUGGAAAAGGGUGCAAUCACGGAUGAUGAGCUCUUUAUUUUGCUCUCUGAAAGUUAAGUGAAACAGACUUGGCUGGCUCCAAAUUUGUAAGUUUGCGUCCUCUCCUAUGGUUUCGGGUUAUGUCGACUGUUGUUCCAUAUAGCAUAACAACACCCUUCUAUCCUUGUUUGAAUCUUCCAAUGUUAUUACCGUAUUGUUUACUGUAUAAUAUUUAAACCUAUAUAUAUUCUUGA
Messenger RNA from Hibiscus syriacus, 2588 nucleotides. Its product is annotated as ADP-ribosylation factor GTPase-activating protein AGD4-like. Gene Ontology annotation, cellular component: cytoplasm. NCBI's taxonomy places the organism in Eukaryota, Viridiplantae, Streptophyta, Magnoliopsida, Malvales, Malvaceae. The transcript is spliced from 19 exons. The record is from RefSeq and is a predicted model, not a curated record. Gene Ontology annotation, molecular function: GTPase activator activity; protein binding. Bases 97 to 2412 code for a protein of 771 amino acids.